AUGGCCGAAGAUGAUGAUUAUAAGCACCUUGGGGCCUAUCCCCAGUGUGGAAUCUGCGCAGACAUGAUAUUCAAACACGAGAGACCCAACUCCACGAAGGCGGGGCUAUCAGAUAUGGCUGAAGCGAAUUCCAACUUGACGGAUUUGACCUCUGUACUUGCACGCGGCCUCACGACACAAUGCAAUACAAGCAGAGCGCCAGCCAAUUUUGAGGCGUCUCUAGAGACUGCUUGUUCGGAGCCUGAAAACAGCAUCUCGAGGACGUUUCUUAGAGCAGGGUUCCAGGCUUGGUUUGCUUAUUUCCUGGCGUCUGAAGAGGGAAAUACGGACGGUCUCGAGCGAUUACUCCUCGAGGACCUCGCGAACGUCGCGAGCCACGUUGCGCGCUUAGAUUUGCAUGAGUCUGUUCGGCAACUGUUCUCUCAUCUCUUCCGAGUCUGGCGUGGGAAGAAGCGCCUAGGUGCGUUGUCAAAGAGUUGCUUACGUCGAGAGUGCAGAAUUGCCCGAGGUGCGGAGUCCCUCAGUUAA
Fusarium pseudograminearum CS3096 is the source of this 528-nucleotide messenger RNA. RefSeq lists its product as uncharacterized. The transcript is spliced from 4 exons. The record is from RefSeq and is a predicted model, not a curated record. The coding region runs from base 1 to 528 and encodes 175 amino acids. NCBI's taxonomy places the organism in Eukaryota, Fungi, Ascomycota, Sordariomycetes, Hypocreales, Nectriaceae.